This is a messenger RNA of Exophiala xenobiotica, 1966 nucleotides long. Its product is annotated as 6-phosphogluconolactonase. The coding region runs from base 821 to 1618 and encodes 265 amino acids. Gene Ontology annotation, molecular function: 6-phosphogluconolactonase activity. The transcript has 2 exons. The record is from RefSeq and is a predicted model, not a curated record. Gene Ontology annotation, biological process: pentose-phosphate shunt; carbohydrate metabolic process. Lineage: Eukaryota; Fungi; Ascomycota; Eurotiomycetes; Chaetothyriales; Herpotrichiellaceae.
CGAGACGCUCCGGCAUCGACGUGGAACGGGUUCGAAAUGUUUGGACCUUUGGAAUAGUUCGUUGGGGUCUCGAAGGUGAGCCUAUUCACAUUCUGCCAUCAAGGCUAUGUGGCUUGCAGACCGUGUACUGUGAUAUCAAACUCUGGUGUUGUCGACAACUUACCAACCUUAGGCCCUGUGUGGUACUGUGUAAGCCAUAACCCACUACUGUGCUUAGUCACCAGCAGAGCAGCCUGUCAGAAACCCUGUGCACUUUGUCCCAGUUCGCCCCGAAGAAACAAGCAAGACAGUCUGACAAGCAUUCCUUCACCAAAAUCCAAAUAAACCUGGAGGAAAAUUGCUGUCAGACGCAAUACCACCUUGACGUCAAGAGUUUUUGUGAAGAUCACUCCCAUCCGGCCCAUGUUUUCCGUCCCACGUGCUUCUAUCUGAGGUCCGUUCCAAGUUCUUCAGCACUAUUCCUCAGGCCAUCCUUCGUUGUACUUCACACUACUUACCUACACGCUCCUUCACCAUCCUACAGCCUCCAUGCCAGAUCUAUCUUCACCGCAAACACCAUUGUCUACUAGCCGUACCUGAAACCACGUCACCAACCGCCCGGCCCGAAAGAUAGCGCCCCACCAUUACCGGUACCCAAGAUACGAGAUUUAUCUCGUAACAGGAACGAAACGGCAAUCAAUCCUCCAUCUGCAGCCCAACCGACACCCUCUCUCCGAAAUCUCCUCCCUUCGCUUCUCCCCUACUCCGCCUCGAGACCGCAACCAGGACAUCUAAAAGAUAAAAGUCACAAGACAAAGAAGCGCAGGCACUCGAAAACAAGAUGGGCAAACAACCCAACCUCUACAGUUUCCCCACCGUCGGCGAAGUCGCAGCUCACCUUCGGACUUACAUCCUCGCCUGCCAGAAAGCUGCUUUCCUACGACACGACGCCUUCAAGGUCGCUGUGUCCGGUGGCAGUCUUCCCGCGACUCUGGCCAAAGCUCUACUCGUUCCUGGCGCAAACGAAGACCCUGCCUCCGCCCCACAGUUCUCGAAAUGGGAAAUCUUCUUCGCCGACGAGCGCGCAGUGCCCCUCGGUCACGAAGACAGCAACUACGGUCUGCUCAAGAAAGACCUGCUUGACAAAAUCCCAAGCGAACAAGGUACCCCAACGGUCCACCCGAUCAAUGUCAAACAUCUCGACGACACACAAGAGCUGGCGGACCAGUACCAGGAGGUGCUCAUGUCGAGUUUCGCCAGCAAGGAUUCCGUCAAGAUACCCAUUUUUGACCUGAUCCUGCUGGGCUGUGGCCCCGACGGACACACCUGCAGUUUAUUCCCCGGCCAUGAACUCCUGCGCGAGGCUGAUGCUUGGGUCGCGGCAAUUGAAGACAGCCCUAAACCGCCAGCGCGGCGAAUUACCUUGACGCUGCCGGUGGUGACGCAUGCGCAUAAGAUCGCAUUCGUCGCGACGGGCGGAGGAAAGAAAGAAAUACUGAAGAAGAUCCUCGAGGCAGAUGACGAGGGCCGCAAUCUGCCCUGCGGCCUUGUCAAUGAAGGUGGUGGUGAGAAGGUCAGUUGGUUCACAGACACUGCAGCUGUCGAAGGUGUGGCUUUCCCUAGGAGAGGAAGUCUGUAAUGCACUCGGGGGAACUAGUCCCCCUUGAGAUUCUCACCCGAAAAGACGCUGGAUUGCUUUUCGGAAUUGAUAGAAGGGACUGCGUUGGAAAUAGAAACCGGCGUGUGGCGCUCAUCAUGGCUUUUGAGCAGUCAUGAUCUGUUGAGAGCUUUCGUCAACCAAUGCAAGGCAAUUGAAUGCCGGCGUAAACGGGUUGGAUGAAAGGUUUCGACAAUUCUGGAAUGAUAUUCUAUAACGGCUGAUACCAAAUUAUAUUGUUGUCAUCGCUUUUCUCGUGGUCAGUCACCUGGAAAUACAUAGACAGAUAUCGACCAAAAGAUGAAUAAAGAAAUUACAGACGAGAACAAA